CUCCUAUUCUCUUCCUGAAUGUUUACAGGUCUCCCUUGGUUGCUAGGAUACAACCACUCCACCUUCCCAGGUGAGAGCAGGCACUGCCGCGGGUACCCAGAGUAUCUGAGCAUCCUACCGCAGCCUCCAGCAUGGCUUCUCAUCACAGACGCUUGUCUACCCCAGGAUUCCCCUCUAUCUCGGCACUGACUGCAGUUCUGGAGACACAGCAUAUGAAAUCCAUCAAUCACAGAUUCUUCUAUGCAGCGAAGAUCUCGCCUGAGAGGACCAAUUACAAGGAUUUUGCAGAUCACUGCGAGAAGCUUUUCAAAAAACUUCUGACAUCCCACCUAGGAGAGUCCAUCACUGGCUUACUGCUGAUCUAUCCCACCUGUGUCAUCCACAUCAUUGAGUCUAGCAGUGAAAUCUUGUAUGGAAUUAUUCAAGAUUUAGCCCACAUUCAGGUCGGUGUAAACUCACUUCUUCAGGAGGCCAGGAUUCUUGUGAUCUCCCACAAUAUCUCCAGCAAGCUCUUCCAGCAGUGGUAUUGCCACAGAAUGAAGCUGCAGUCCAAUUAUCCUCGUGACGAUACACAAAACCAAUCAGAGGAGGUGGUGGCAGAAAGGUGCCUCACAGCAUUGCUGAAGCUCGGGAUCUUCUUGUCUGAGUUUCUGCAGCCUGGCAGUAAAGGUCCUGGAGAAGACCUGAGUGGGUUGGCACCUGAACUGUGUGUCCAAGAAGAGACCAUCCAUUUUCUCCUCAAGUCUGACCGGUUUCUUAAAGCAGAAGAGUUCCUGGCAAUGUAUGACAGACCAGUGAAUGUCUCCAUUCUAUCAGAUCAACUCUGGCCAGCCUCUCAGCACUUCGACCUAUAGUUGCGAUUUUUACAUCUUCCGGAUCCACCACAAAGCUUACCAGUUUCUACAUCAAUAUAGUAUUUGAUUGAAUGCUUGUUAAAAUACGUUACCAUGUAAAUAAAGCUUGAGUUGUAUUUAAAGAAAAAAAACUCCAGCAUGAAAGUGCAAAAUGACUCCAGACAAAUAAUGUUUACCUCACAACCAUAUUUUAUUUCCUCAGAAACAGGAAAUGUAUAUUUAACAGAAACCUCCUUUAAGUGUGCCAAAAAAUAUAUAAUUUAUAUUACAUUGUCUUUUCAACCAUAUCCAAAGCGCUUAAACUGCCUCACACCUGCGCCGGACCAUAGGAAAGAAAAAAAAGUGAAACCGUGAGGCCUGUACAAUUUGCAUAUAGUAUAUUUA
Molecule: messenger RNA, 1238 nt
Organism: Rana temporaria (common frog)
Lineage: Eukaryota; Metazoa; Chordata; Amphibia; Anura; Ranidae
Product: testis-expressed protein 47-like
Exons: 7
Coding region: 132-854 (240 amino acids)
Source: RefSeq, a predicted model, not a curated record